AAAGUACAAUUUGAGUUGACUACAACGAGAGUAAUAACGAAAUCUAUUCAUCCUUAUAUCCUCAUUGCUUCUAGUCCUGCCAUCCCGGAUGGCCAGCCUUGGCGGGAUGGCGCAUCACGUGACCUUAGGCCCCGCAAUGCCCUCUUGUCUUCUGACGUGGACGUGGUUGGUCCUUAA
Molecule: messenger RNA, 177 nt
Organism: Bipolaris victoriae FI3
Lineage: Eukaryota; Fungi; Ascomycota; Dothideomycetes; Pleosporales; Pleosporaceae
Exons: 1
Source: RefSeq, a predicted model, not a curated record